ACAAGAACUCGGAUGAUUGAGAUUGUGUCACAGGGAUUAGCCACCAUUGAGGUUACGCAAAAGCACUCAGGAUCUCUGUUUAUGUAUGCUGGUCACCUUGGUGGUGCAUAUGCCAAGAACAGCUUUGGAAAUAUCUUCACCGCCGUGGGCGUUUUUGUCCUGGGUCGCUUAUUUCGUGAAGCUUGGGGCAGCAAAGCUCCUAAAAUGCAAGCGGAAUUCAAUGAUUUUCUCGAGAAAAACCGAAUAUGUAUUUCAAUGGAACUUGUGACAGCUGUAUUAGGAGACCAUGGGCAAAGGCCAAAGGAUGAUUAUGCUGUGGUUACAGCUGUGACAGAAUUGGGCCAUGGCAAGCCUCAGUUCUAUUCUACCCCAGAGGUGAUUUCAUUUUGUCGGAAAUGGCGGCUACCAACAAAUCAUGUCUGGCUAUUUUCCACAAGGAAAUCUGCCACUUCAUUCUUUGCUGCCUAUGACGCUUUGUGUGAAGAGGGUACUGCCACACCUGUAUGCAAAGCCCUUGAUGAAAUAGCUGAUAUAUCUGUGCCAGGGUCAAAGGAUCAUGUAAUGGUGCAGGGUGAGAUUCUUGAAGGUCUGGUUGCCCGUAUUGUCAGUCGUGAAAGUUCAGUUCAAAUGGAAGAGGUUUUGAGGAACUUUCCAAUACCUUCAUUAGAUGGAGGUGACUCUGAUUUAGGACCAAGUUUACGAGACAUAUGUGCUGCUAAUAGGUCAGAUGAGAAGCAGCAAAUUAAAGCACUUCUUGAAAAUGUUGGAUCUUCAAUGUGUCCAGACCACCGUGAUUGGUUUGGAUACAGUGGUCUUGAGCCCCAGUCUCGAAAUGCUGAUAAAUCAGUUGUCACUCAUUUUUUGCAAGCACAUCCCACGGACUAUGCAACUAAGAAAUUACAGGAGAUGAUUGGUCUGAUGAAGCGGAAAAAUUUCUCUGCAUCUUUCAAAUCUUACUGGAAUUAUCAAAAGGUUGAUUCUCUUUCAAAUGAUAACUUGUGUUACAAGAUGGUUAUCCAUGUGUACAGUGAUUCUGUUUUUAGACGCUAUCAGCAAGAGAUGAGGAAAAAUCAAGAGUUGUGGCCACUGUACAGAGGUUUCUUUGUUGAUGUAAACCUGUUCAAGGCGAAUAAUAAGAAGGCUGCUGAACUUUCCAAAGACAGUAACACUUUACUGAGAAAUAUCAAUGGUGCUUUGGAUUCAAGUUUGUCAAGUAAGGAUGGUCUAGCUGACGAGGAUUCAAAUUUGAUGGUUAAACUAAAAUUUCUGACUUAUAAGAUAAGGACAUUUUUAAUUCGGAAUGGCCUGUCCACCCUCUUCAAAGAUGGCCCAUCUGCGUAUAGAACUUAUUACCUGAGGCAAAUGAAGAUUUGGGGAACAUCAGCAAGUAAGCAGAAAGAGCUCACCAAAAUGUUGGACGAAUGGGCUGUAUACAUCAGAAGAAAGUAUCAAAAUAAGCAGCUGCCAUCCUCAACAUAUCUUAGCGAAGCAGAACCUUUCCUUGAACAAUAUGCUAAGCGUAGUCCUGCAAACCAGGCUUUGAUAGGGGCUGCUGGUGACUUGGUUCAAACAGAAAAUUUCUUGGCCAUACUUGAUGCACAGAGAGAUGAAGAGGGUGACCUUCAGCCAGAACGUGGGACAGCUCCUUCUAGUCCUACGUCGACAUCCCUGGACGUUGUUUCGAAAACUGAGGGCCUUAUUGUCUUCUUUCCUGGUAUACCUGGUUGUGCGAAGUCUGCUUUAUGUGAGCAAAUAUUAAACACGCCCGGUGGCCUUGGUGAUAAUCGUCCUCUUCAUAGUUUGAUGGGAGAUCGUACUAAAGGAAGAUACUGGCAAAAGGUUGCUGAUGAGCGAAAAAAGAAACCAUUUAGAAUAACCCUCGCUGAUAAAAAUGCACCAAAUGAGGAAGUCUGGCGGCAGAUUGAGGAUAUGUGUGGGAUGACAAAGGCUGCUGCUGUUCCUGUUAUUCCUGAUUCUGAAGGCACCGAUUCAAAUCCAUUCUCUCUUGAAGCUCUUGCUGUUUUCAUGUUUCGUGUACUCCAACGGGUCAAUCAUCCGGGAAAUCUGGACAAAUCAUCACCAAAUGCUGGCUAUAUUUUGCUAAUGUUUUACAACCUCUAUGAUGGCAAGUGCCGAAGAGAAUUUGAAAGUGAAUUAUAUGAGCGUUUUGGCUCUUUGGUUAAGAUGCCUCUCCUGAAGCCAGAGAGAGCUCCAUUGCCUGGUGAUGUCAAAACUAUCUUAGAUGAGGGAAUGAGCUUAUUCAGACUGCAUCAAAGCAGGCAUGGGAGAGUGGAGCCAUCAAAAGGUUCAUAUGCUCAAGAAUGGGCUCAGUGGGAGAAAAGACUACGUGUGGUCUUGUCAAGGAAUGCUAAUUAUCUUACAUCCAUUCAGGUUCCAUUUGAUGUUGCGGUGAAAGAAGUACUGGAACAGUUGAAGGCUGUUGCAAAAGGUGAUGUCAAAACUCCUGAUACUGCAAAGCGAAGGUUUGGGAAUAUCGUUUUUGCUGCGGUUACAGUACCCCAGGCAGAUAUAUUGAGCCUUCUCCGAAAGUUGGGCCAGAAUGAUGGUGAUGUAAACAAUUUUCUCAACGGCAUAAAAGUGGAGGAUAACCUAAGCAAGGCUCAUGUCACCCUUGCCCACAAAAGAGCCCAUGGUGUAGCUGCAGUUGCUAGCUAUGGAGUCUACCAGAAUCAGGAAGUCCCAGUGUCGUUUAACGCCUUCCUCUACACUGAUAAGAUGGCUGCUCUUGAGGCACAACUUGGAACUGUAAAUGGCGAGAAGAUCGAUUCCAAAAAUGACUGGCCACAUGUUACUCUUUGGACAGCCCCUGGCGUUGCACCAAAGGAAGCAAACAUGCUGCCGCAGCUGUUUUCAUCAGGACAAGCAAAACGUGUACUGAUCGACCCUCCGAUCACCAUCUCAGGAGUGCUUGACUUCUACUGAUUCCUGUCUUGGUUUUAGAAUUUGAUGUAGACUUGAGCAUAGAAUCAGGAGUCUUCGGGUAACUGCUAGGGGCAACAACUUUGUAAAUAUGUUUUGAGUUUCAUGCCACGAAAUUUUCAAGGGAUUACUAAAGGUUCUUAGGAGUUAUGGCAACAGCUUCGUAAAUA
Molecule: messenger RNA, 3110 nt
Organism: Triticum urartu
Lineage: Eukaryota; Viridiplantae; Streptophyta; Magnoliopsida; Poales; Poaceae
Source: RefSeq, a predicted model, not a curated record